UCGUGCUUGGAGGCAUUCCAUGUUGCGCAUUGCAUUGCAUUUAUCUACCUAUCUACAUGCAUGCAUGCAAAAAAAAAGGAAAGAAAGAAAGAAAGAAAAUGAAGCACCACACACACUCCUGAGUCGGAGUGGAGAGAAGGAGAGAAGGAGAGAAGGCACGCGUGCACGAGGAGGGGAUUCUCCAUCCGGAGUCACGAGGAUUUCGACUGGAAAAAUAAAUAAAACAAUCAACAUAUUCAUGUUAUUUAUUUUCAUUAAAUAAAAAGGAGCGCGUGGUGAGUGAGCGAUGCGGCUGAAGUGGUGGUGAUGGUGGUGAUGAUGAUGAUUAUGAUGAUGAAGAUGAUGAUGAUGAAUCAGUCUCCAGCCCCGAGCUUCACCAUCCGCUCCAUCCUGGGCACCGCGGCGGAGAGCGCGAGGCAGGACGGAGGAAGCGGAGGUGCAGGUGCAGGUGGAGGUGCAGGUGGAUCGCGUGCAGCAGGAGCAGCAGCAGCGGCGGCGGCGGUGUCGGUGUCGGUGGCGCAGAGGAGGCGCGCGCUCUCGGUGUCCUCGGACGGCUGCAGCGCUGAAGAGGAGGAGUGCAGCAGCACCGAGUGUUUCUGCAAACUCCAACACACACUCUCCUCCAAAACGCGCCCGAACGCUACAGUAAACAAACCCUCAUCAGAAGGGAAGGAGCGCACGCUGCACAACCGCACCAAGAAUAAUAAAGAUGACCAAAGAUCACCGAGUCCGUGCAGUGAGAAGCGAACUGACAGAGGCACUGUUGACAAAUCCAGCAGCGGAGACACAGCGAAGAAGAAGACACGCACGGUGUUCUCACGGAGCCAGGUGUUCCAGCUCGAGUCAGCGUUCGACGCUAAGCGGUACCUGAGCAGCGCUGAGCGAGCGUGUCUGGCCUCCAGUCUGCACCUGAGCGAGACGCAGGUCAAGACCUGGUUCCAGAACCGGAGGAACAAGUGGAAACGGCAGCUCGCCGCAGAGCUCGAGGCCGCACACGUGGCUCACGCGGCGCCCUCAGCAGCUCGGACCCUGAUCGGGAUGCCGCUGGCCGGAUUCGGCGUUCCCAUGCCGAGAUCUGCGGCUUUUCCGAUGUAUUAUCCCGGAAGUAACGUUCCGGCGUUUCCUCUGUACAGUCUUUACAGUAAUAUUGACUGCUGAGGCGGAGGUUUGAUGGAUGCUGUGGUGUGUGUGUCUGCAGACAGAGACCAGUGGGCGUGUCUUUGAGUGGGAUUAAUGGGCGUGUCUUUGAGUGGGAUAGAUGCUGGUGUUUGAAUGGGAGACAAAUGGGCAUGUUUGUGUGGGACAAAUGGGAGUGUCCUAGAGGGGGCGUGUCUUUGCGCCUAUGCAUGGACUCAUGGACAGACCCUUUAAAAAUCGUUCUCUCAGGUCAGCUCAGGUUAGCUAGUUGGCUAACAGAAUCACUGAAAAUAUAUGGAAAUGAAUACUUAUAGACCAAAAGAAACACCUACAUUCUCACCUAAGGUCUUAAAGUCCGCCCACUCAGAGCGGCCAUCAAUUCCAUAUAUGGGCUCAAAGACACGCCCACACCCCCACCUAUGGUCUCAAAGUCCUUCCCAUUUUUCCUACAUGGACUCAAUGUCACGCCUUCUCUGGUCUAGGAUCUGCAGACAGACCUUAUAGGCCAUGGUUGCCAGGCAACAAUAUAUGUUCAUGAUGUGAAAAAAUCCCCCAAACACCUAGAAUAUAACUAGCAACCGUACUUAUAAAAAUCAUACCAUCUCUAAAUGUUAUAAAUAACGCCUAAUCAAUUUUUAAAAUGUUUUAGAGACAUCUCACGCUACACACCCCAUUUAAACCCCUCAGUGGGACGAUCCGUUUCCAUGGAAACAAAGAAUCAGAUGAGGGUGAUGUGGUUGGAGUUUUCUUGAUUUUGUAAAAAUGAAGCCAAAGUAAAAGGUUUAUACUGUAGCCCCGCCCCCUAAAGCCAAGCUUUACCUUUGUAAAUUGCGGAUUGUUGUUCUUUGGCGUUACUUUUAUCAGGCGAUACGCUGAAUGUUAUAACAGUGAAAGAUAUUCGCAGCAGUAGAGCAAUCAGGAACAGGAGGGAAUCAGGAAAUAUAUACGGAAUAAAAUCGAUGCAUGAUCUGUACAAUUCUGCCGAUGCUAAUUUGUGAAUUAUUUAAGGCAUGCUCUAGCGUCAUCCCGUCUCACCACAUUAAUAACGGUGUUGUAAAAUAAAACAUCUCUAUUACAGUUCUACUCUAAAUGAUUCAAAUGAGAUGCUAUUAAUAGGAAUUUAAGCAGAUAAAAUGACAUUUUCUCUUCUAACACCGGAUCUGCUUUUCUUUUUUCUCCUUCUGCACUUCUUCAUUGAUCACUUGGAGUUCGGAGUGUAGCUAACCGGCUAGUAGCUUUCAAUCCUGAUUUCAGUCCUGCUCCCGAUUGGCUUAUCCCGCGUCUAGCCAAUAAGACGUGAUUAAACUAUCUAAGAGACGUGCUCUUUUGACAUCCAUGGAGCGCAAAUAUGGAGGAAUCGUAACGAUGGCUUCGUUAACCUUUUAUGAACUUCAUUAUAGCGCGAUUUCCGCACAAAUCAUGUUGUUGUUUUUUUUUCGUUUUUAAAAAAAAAAAAAAAUAUUAUAAAUAUCUCAUUUUAAAAAAUUCGAAAGAAACAUUUGGAAAUGUAAUUUGAGGUUUAAACCUGAAAUCUCCUUCAUUAGCUGUGUUUCCAUCCAAGUCGUGAAUUUACCAUAUGAGAAAAAUCUGAAUAUCAGCAUAAAAAGUUCACGAAUAAAACAUCGUUUCGAUUUCAAGAGAACAAAGAAUCAAAGCAAGUGGAAGUUGGGAAGCCGCUGUGGCUCUUCGUUCCUGUAUAAUUUGAUAUUAUAGAUAAUUAUAUAGGUAUAAUACAUAUAAUAAAGGUUUCUCGUAUGCUUUAAGAAUCGUCUGCGUUUGCACUCCUUGGGAAAUCUGCACUACUGAUGUUUUCCAUCAAGAAUUAUAUUGUAGUCACGUUUUUUAAAAGUUAAAAUGCUAAAAAAUGUUCGGACCUCGCCGCCUAUCCAACCGUACCUCUCGCUCGCCGCCAUUUUAAUUUUUCUCACCCAAUUAUCCGAUCACAUGAUUUGUUGAGGAAAGGUCACAUGACUUUUCUGAUCCACCUCAACUGAGCGUGUACAUUUUGGAGAUUUUAUUUGAAAAAAAAAAAAAAUACGUUGACGGAAACAUAGCGACUGACUUCCAGUGGUUAUAAUAACAAAAUCAAUAAUAAGUGCUUAAAGGGUGAUGACAGAUGACAGUCUGGUAUAGUGUAGCUUAGUUUAAUAACAUGUUAGCUAACAUUAGCAUAGUUAGACUCAAUCAGUAUAACUGAUGCAUCAUUAAUCUUAUAUACUUUAUAUAUAUUGUGUUUGGCUGCCAGGUAACGUCACAAAUAAAUGACUUAUUCUCUAAAAAUGCUGAAAAUAAAACUUCAAGUGACGUCAGUUCUGCGUUCUCUCGACUCCAGGAAACACAGGAAAGGCAAAGCUUCGCAGAUUAAACAAGGAAAUUAUUUGUACAACGCUAAAUAUGUUCUGUAUUACUUACAUUUCUUCUCUACCACAAACUCAGCUGUGUCUCGAAUCACACACAUCUGACACACAAACACACAUGUAGUGCAGUGAAGAUGUUUCUUUGUUUUUUUAUGUGUUAUUUUCAUUGAUCGGUGUAUUUCUGUAAACUUUCUAUAUAUUUAGAUGAUCACGUUCUACAUUGGCACUUAGCCUUCCAGAUUAAAGCCUAUAGGAUUAUGUGAUUGGAGACAUGGCUCAUCAUUAUAUCAUUUAUAUUAUUUUUAAUAUACCAUGCCACGUCAUUAUAUUUUCACUUGUAUUAAUUUUUCAUAUAUAUUACCAACCAAAAUACAGCUUUAAAUGCUCAUCUGUAUUUGUUACAUUACUAAACUGUAAAUAAAUCUGCUUUAAGAAGUA
Messenger RNA from Ictalurus punctatus (channel catfish), 3932 nucleotides. Its product is annotated as homeobox protein HMX2. NCBI's taxonomy places the organism in Eukaryota, Metazoa, Chordata, Actinopteri, Siluriformes, Ictaluridae. The transcript has 2 exons. Gene Ontology annotation, biological process: regulation of transcription by RNA polymerase II. Gene Ontology annotation, cellular component: nucleus. Gene Ontology annotation, molecular function: RNA polymerase II transcription regulatory region sequence-specific DNA binding; DNA-binding transcription factor activity, RNA polymerase II-specific. Bases 307 to 1158 code for a protein of 283 amino acids. The record is from RefSeq and is a predicted model, not a curated record.